GGUUAUCCAACGCCCUUGGACGCCAUGAGAGGUCCCCGAGAGAGGCUGAUAUAUGUGACUUGCAUCCUGACUGGAACAGGGACCCAGAUGCCGGAUUAUCUUGCCACAGUGGAUGUUGACCCUGAAUCUCCCACUUUUUGCCAAGUUAUCCACCGUCUGCAGAUGCCCUGUAUUAAUGAUGAGCUUCACUGCACAUCCUGGAAUACUGGUAGCAGCUGCUUUGGAGACCCCACCAAGAAACGCAACCGGCUGGUCCUCCCAAGUUUCCAAUCGUCACGGGUUUAUAUUGUGGACACCGGGACUGACCCCCAAGCUCCCUGCAUGUUUAAAGUGAUUGAUCCUAAGGAGAUCUUCUGUAAAACCAACAUGGCUACACUACGCACGGCACACUUUGUGCCCCCCGGAGACGUCGUCAUUGCCUGUUUAGGGGACUUGUACGGCAAUGGAAAAGGCGGAUUUGUUGUUGUGGAUGUGGAAUCAUGGGAAGUGAAAGGCACCUGGAACCCCCCCGGGGACGCGGCUCCAUUUGGAUUCGAUUUCGCCUUCAAACCAAGGCAUAACAUCUUAGUCAGCACUGAAGCUGGAGCCCCCAAGUUCUUUUUGAAUGGGUUCAACCCUGAAGAUCUAAAGAAAGGCCGCUACGGACGCCGCCUGAACUUAUGGGACUGGACCACCCACUGUCUUGUCCAGUCUAUUGACCUGGGGGAGGAUUCUGCGCCCUUGAAUGUCCGCUUCCUGCACAACCCAGAUGCCCCACAUGGCUUUGUGGGCUGCGCCUUGGAUGGGGCUUUGCACCACAUUUUCAGGAAGGAGGAUGGGUCGUGGGACACCGAGAAGGUUGUCCAGAUUCCAAAGAAGUUGGUCACCGGGUGGUUCCAACCUGAAAUGACAUCGUUCCUCGCAGACAUCGUCAUUUCGCUGGAUGACCGUUUCCUGUACCUGAGCAACUGGUUUCAUGGCGAUGUCCGACAGUACGACAUCACCGACCCCCACUGCCCUCGGCUGACGGGCCAGGUGUUCGUCGGAGGCAGCAUCUCCCAAGGCAGUGGGGUGACUGUGGUGAAGGAUGAAGAGCUGGACUGCCAACCCGAUCCCUUCAUGCUCCAGGGAAGGAGAGUCUAUGGAGGACCUCAAAGGCUUCAGCUCAGCUUGGAUGGGAAAAGGCUUUAUGUCACCAACUGUCUCUGCACGCCAUGGGACAAGCAAUAUUAUCCACAAAUGGUCAGGGAAGGGUCGGUCAUGCUCCAGAUCAACGUGGACACGGAGAACGGGGGUCUCUGCGUGAAUCCGGACUUCCUGGUGGAUUUUGGGAAGGAGCCGUGUGGUCCCUCUCGUGCAUACGAAAUGCGCUACCCGGGAGGAGACUCUACAUCGGACAUCUGGGUCUGA
This is a messenger RNA of Thamnophis sirtalis, 1389 nucleotides long. Its product is annotated as methanethiol oxidase-like. Lineage: Eukaryota; Metazoa; Chordata; Lepidosauria; Squamata; Natricidae. Gene Ontology annotation, molecular function: selenium binding; protein binding. The record is from RefSeq and is a predicted model, not a curated record.